This is a messenger RNA of Botrytis fragariae, 1116 nucleotides long. RefSeq lists its product as uncharacterized. Lineage: Eukaryota; Fungi; Ascomycota; Leotiomycetes; Helotiales; Sclerotiniaceae. The coding region runs from base 1 to 1116 and encodes 371 amino acids. The transcript is spliced from 2 exons. The record is from RefSeq and is a predicted model, not a curated record.
AUGUUUUCAAAGACCAUCCUCACUUCUUUGCUAGUGACUUUGGCCGAAGCUCGUUUCGGUCAAGAACAAGGAAACGGAGCAAUUGCUGCCAUCACCGCCCUCAGCGACUUCGGAACCUCAGGUGCUGCCGCAAGCCUUGGAGGGGGCUCCAUUCAAUUCCUCCUCGCGGCUGCCAACCCCUGCGGAAAACUCACCCAAGCCGACGCCAUCGUUGCGCAACUUGGCGACGACCCCGCUGUCAUUUCUGCAGCGCGCGGUCUCGUAGCCGCCGAACAAAAUUUCAACCCUUUUGUCGUUUCCGUUCCAAAUAUCUGUUCUGACCCAACUUUACCUACUACAGCUGCUCUUCGCGGUGUUGUUCCUUUGGUCGAUCCGGCUGUAGGAGGAAGCGCCACCGAGAAUGCAAAAAGUGCAACGAGUACCACAACGCCGUUUGCAGCUGAUGGUCUUAGUGUUGCGGAUGUAAUGGUUGCGCAAGGUUUCUCAAAUUUUACAACCACCGAUGCAGCAGGAAAUAAGGGAACUCCAUCUGGAUCUUCCGCUGCGGGCGGAAGUGUGUCGACUUCGAAUUCCACUGCUAGUUCUGCUUCUUCGGGUAUUUCGAGUGUGGCUGUGGCUGCUGUCGCGGCGGCUUCUUCAAGUGCAGUUGCUUGUGGAGGUACUACUUUCGUAACUGUCACUAUGGCCGCUACAGCCACUCCCGCUGCUUCCUCCUCUGUCGCCUUAACCAACUCCACAUCCUCAAGUUCCCAAGCCUCCUCCAUCACCGGUCUCGAUUUCGGUCUCUGCGUCCCCACCAUCAAAUUCGAAGCCGGUCUCGACGGUCGCAAAGACACCGAAUUCACUUUCCAAGCCAUCGAUCCCUUGGUCAACAAAGGCCAGCAAGAAGCACUUAAUCCUAAUAUCAUCACCAAUCGCAUCUGCGAUCAGUUGGCUAAUGUAUGUAAUGCGAAUGCGGCGGCGAAGACCGCGUGUGCGGAUGCGAAAACGAAAAUUAGUGCGUUGGGUACGAAGGAUGUGACGACGGCGGAUGCCUGGAAUACGGCGUUGGGCUUUGAGGGCGCGAAUACAAAUCCGGAUAAUGCGCCUCAGGCGGGAUUGGUGGGCCAUACCUAG